Marmota flaviventris (yellow-bellied marmot) is the source of this 2064-nucleotide messenger RNA. RefSeq names its product sulfotransferase 6B1-like. NCBI's taxonomy places the organism in Eukaryota, Metazoa, Chordata, Mammalia, Rodentia, Sciuridae. Gene Ontology annotation, molecular function: sulfotransferase activity. The record is from RefSeq and is a predicted model, not a curated record.
AUAAGAUCACGGACCACAUUUUUCUGUGUCUUGUGUCGAGUCAGUGUUUAGUAAAUAAUUUUUGAUAGAUUUGAUGAAAGAUGUUAUCCCCGGGUCAAUUGAGUGUUCUUCAUAAAUUCAAGGGGAUCCUCUUUUCCACUGCAUCUUCAAGAGAACUUCUUGAUUCCUUGGAUUCUUUUGAUGCAAGAGAAGAUGAUGUGUUUCUGGUUUCCUACCCCAAAUCUGGCACUCACUGGGUUGCAGAAGUCAUUGAGAACAUUCCCAAUGCAAAAAUAACUAUAACAUCUCCUAUUGAAUUGGGAGACAUUUCUAAAUUUGACGAGCUAAAAACAUAUUCUAAGAGAAGAGUCAUUCCUACCCAUUUGAGCUAUGACAUGCUGCCGGUGGAUAUUAAACAAAAGCAAUGCAAGGUUAUCUACAUCAUUAGAAAUCCAAAAGAUACAGCUGUCUCACUCUUCCACUACUACAGAGAUAACCCCAAUCUCCCUUACAUUGAAACAUGGGCUGCAUUUUUGGAGCUGUUCCUCAGAGGAGAUGUUGUGUAUGGAUCCUGGUUUGAUCAUGUUUUAAGCUGGGAAGAGCACAAAAAUGAUAAUGUUCUAAUUAUAUUCUAUGAAGAAAUGAAGAAAGAUUUUUUUAAAAGUUUAAAGAAAAUAACUACUUUCCUUGGUAUGCAUGUGAAUGACAGUGAAAUUAAUAACAUUGCUUGGAAAACAUCCUUCAGUGAAAUGAAAAAUAAUACAGUCAAAGAAAGCCAUGAUCCAAAUCAUACCAUCUGUGCCCUCACAUCUGAGAGGAACCUGGUAUUUAGAAAAGGAGUGGUGGGUGAUUGGAUAAACUACUUUACUUCAAAGCAGAAGAGAGUAUUUGAUGAACUAUUCACAGAGAAAAUGAAACACAGUGAACUGGCAAGACGCUUGAAGGAGUACUCUUAGUACAAAUGGGAAAUGAAACCAAUUUCCAUUUUAUGCAGUGCUGAGCUUGGGGAAUGUGUAAAUAUUUUUCACCAAUGUAGAAAGCCAAUAUUUCUUUCAGUGAGGAACAUAUACUUCAUGAAUGUGUCAAAAGUGCCCUGUGUGAGAGACUGUUAUUAUAUUCGGUGAUAGCAGGGAAUUAUUAGUAAAAGGAAGUAUAACAUUUUUGAAUGGCUGAAUUAUAUACCUAUUUCCAGGAUAUUCAGUAAGGCAAGGAAUUACUUCUAUUCAGAGAGAGCAUAUUACUGUGGUGUUCUACAAGCUGCAGUAAUGUACAACAAAAGAGGCGAGGGAUUAUCUAAAAUAACAGAUGUCUGAGAAGAAUUUAUUUUCUGCCUAUUUGGACAAUCAUGACCAACACUUUUAUUUCGACAUUCUCUGGUGUCUGUGUAGAAAUAUUCUCCAAUGUCAUAAUCAUGACAAACAUAAUCUUACUAAGGUAGAAUCUCCUAAUACUUGAGCAUAAUCAAAUGACCACAUUCCAAUAUAUUGGGAAAAAUAAAGAAUGAAGAGAUAACACUUUCACAUUAAUACUGGCUUAGUAUUUUCUUUAUCUUGAUUCAGUUAGUUUACAAAAUUUCUUAUUUUCCAGUUUUUAAAAGUGUAAUUUUCCUUGAAUGUUUAGGAUUCUUUGUAGUAUUUUGAAUAUGUAUGCUUUCAUUCUGAAUCAUUUUUAACAUUAAUUCAAUCUGUAUAAUUCUCUCUAUCCUAUAACGAGUAUUAUUCUAUAGGUUUAGUCCAGAGGACAUUAUAAUGGAAUUUCAGUGAACUUAUUUUAAGAUUAUUUAUCACCUACAUGACAACAUAUAAAUUAUAUCGUGUUGUUUAUAUCUGUCAAAAUAUCUAACUCACAGCUUAAUGGCAAAUAAAAGUGUAUAUUGUGUAUGACAUUGAGCUUUGAACUCAAAGGAAUGAGUUGACUUAAUUUAACCAUCAUUUGAUUCUGUAUCUUAGUGUAUUGUAAACCUACAUAAAUCAUCAGUCACAAAUCUGUUGGAGUCUUUUGUGUCAAGUUUAUUUUGUAAGAAAUUAAAUCUUCAUAAACCUUCUAUAUACACAUUUGUUACAAAUAAAAUGUAUUUUCUUUUUA